UGUAAACAAAUUUUAGGAUGUGAAGAGUAAACGGAAGUUAACGGAUGUGAAAUACCAAAUACAACGUUUGUAUAGUAAAUUUUCAAAAAUAAAUUAAAGUAGAAACGACCAACAUCUCUAGAACAUUGAAGUAUAAGGACAAUAAACCUUAAUAAUAACAUUAAUACGAAAAAAUUCAAUAAUAUUGAAAAUCCAGGUUCAUACACAAUGACAACACAAACAUAUUUGAUAGAGAGGACUAGACUAGUCUGGUAAAAUGCCUAAUCAUCAACUUCUUAUGAAUAGUCCUCUUUAAUCCUCCAAGUUAGACAACAAUAUCCAUAUUAUGCCUUGAAUGCACAUGAAAUGUAGGCAUUUUGCUAAUCUAGUCUUGCCCUCCCUAACAAAUGAGGCCUUAAAGAGUUAGCUCGGCAUCAUGGCACUCCAAAAUGCACUACAUCGUGAUUUAGUAUCACACUUCUGAAAAACAAAACCCCUCCCUCUCUUUCACCCUUACCACAGUAUUAAUCUUAUUUCAAAUACUUCUUAUUAAUUGGUCAUAUUCAUGGCUCCUAAGGGAGACAAUGUUUCAGUUUCAAGUAUAAAUCUCGAGAAGAUAUUUAGCAUGAAAGGAGGCAAAGGAGAGUUAAGCUAUGCUAAUAAUUCCCAAGCCCAGGCCAAACAUGCAAGUUCCAUGCUUCACCUGCUUAAAGAAACCCUAGACAGAAUGCAGCUGAGCUCUCCAGAAGUCCCCUUUGUGGUUGCGGACCUUGGAUGCUCAAGUGGAAGCAACAGCAUCAACACCGUAGAUGCGAUCAUCAAGCACAUGGCCAAGCGCUAUGAUGCCUUGGGAAAUGACUCACCUGAGUUCUCAGCCUUUUUCUCUGAUCUCCCUAGCACUGACUUCAACACCCUCUUCCAGCUCCUCCCUCCUCUGGGCAACCACGGCGGCAGCAUGGAGGAGGCCCUUGCCACCGACAGCCACCGCUCCUACUUCGCUGCGGGAGUCCCCGGCUCCUUCUACCGGAGGCUUUUCCCGUCGAG
This is a messenger RNA of Prunus avium (sweet cherry), 1023 nucleotides long. Lineage: Eukaryota; Viridiplantae; Streptophyta; Magnoliopsida; Rosales; Rosaceae. The record is from RefSeq and is a predicted model, not a curated record.